AAUUACAUGUACUCAUGAGGAAAGACAGAAAUCAAUAGUGCAAUAGUGAUUGCUUCUGGAGUAUGAACAAUCUUUCCCUACUAUUUUUAUAUGUAUGUUUGUAUUCUCCAAAUAUUCUACAAUGAUCUGUACUUUGGUAUUCAAAAAGAAAUAAAAGACACCAAUAAGAAGAGAUAUUCUUCCCAAAAUAUAUGAUCUAUGUCUCCAUAGAAUACUGAAAUGGUAUGUAACUAUUUUGCAUAAUUCCUUGAUAUUACCCUCGUCUGUGUGUUCUUUAGCCUGCUUCAUUAAGAGCACAUUAUGUUCCUAUCACUUCCCUGCAGGCAUGUCCCGAUGAUCUGCUGUCAUGACCAAUCAGAGCUGCCAGGAACAGUUCAUCUUACUGGGUUUCUCAGACAGACCCAGGCUGGAGCAUAUCCUCUUUGUGUUUGUCCUCAUCUUCUACCUUGUGACUUUAGUGGGCAACAUCGUCAUUAUCUUGGUCUCCCACCUGGACCCCUGUCUCCACACGCCCAUGUACUUCUUCCUCACUAACCUGUCCUUCCUAGACCUCUGCUUCACCACCAGUUCCAUCCCCCAGCUACUUUUCAACCUAGGCGGCCUGGAUAAGACCAUCAGCCACAUGGGCUGUGCCAUCCAGCUCUUCAUGUUCCUGGGGCUGGGUGGCACGGAAUGUGUUCUCUUGGCAGUCAUGGCUUACGACCGCUUCACGGCAAUCUGCAAGCCCCUUCACUAUUCUGUCAUUAUGCACCCUCGGCUCUGCUGGCAAUUGGUGUCUGUGGCCUGGGGGAUUGGACUCCUCAACUCCCUAGUUAUGUCUCCAGUGACAAUGAAGCUGCCACGAUGUGGGAGAUGUAAGGUAAAACAUUUCCUAUGUGAGAUGCCAGCUCUGAUAAAAAUUGCCUGUGUGGACACAGUGGCUGUAGAGAGCACUGUUUUCAUCUUGUCAGUGAUAAUUGUCUUGGUGCCCCUGUCUCUUAUCCUCAUCUCGUACAGCUACAUUGCUCUAGCGGUACUGAGAAUCAAGUCGGCAGCAGGAAGAAGGAAGGCUUUCAACACGUGUGGGUCCCACCUCACUGUAGUCUCCUUGUUUUACGGGAAUAUAAUCUAUAUGUAUAUGCAACCAGGAAAUAAUUCUUCUCAGGACCAAGGGAAAUUCCUUACCCUCUUCUACAACUUGGUGACUCCUAUGUUAAACCCUGUCAUCUACACACUGAGAAACAAGGAUGUGAAGGGUGCGCUGAAGAGGCUUGUGUCUAGAAAGCAAGGUGACAGUCACUUUUUCUAAGGUUGCUUCUUUUACUUAUUUAAUAGAAUGACAUAAUUCUUGAAGUGAAAUUUUCAAAUACAUCUAAAUAUUCCUACCUAUCCAGUAAAAACCUCCAGGGCUGGAGCUUGAGACGAUGUAUUAUAAAGUUCCAAGUAUGAUGGAGAUGAUUAGGUAAAUUAUAAGUAAAAUUUAAUUUUUAUAGCAUCUUGUAUUGACACAUCAAAUCAUCUUUUCUUCUCCUUUCCAAGUUAGCCACAUCCAAU
Molecule: messenger RNA, 1533 nt
Organism: Microcebus murinus (gray mouse lemur)
Lineage: Eukaryota; Metazoa; Chordata; Mammalia; Primates; Cheirogaleidae
Product: olfactory receptor 2W3-like
Biological process (GO): G protein-coupled receptor signaling pathway
Cellular component (GO): membrane
Molecular function (GO): olfactory receptor activity; G protein-coupled receptor activity
Source: RefSeq, a predicted model, not a curated record